Kuraishia capsulata CBS 1993 is the source of this 618-nucleotide messenger RNA. RefSeq lists its product as uncharacterized. NCBI's taxonomy places the organism in Eukaryota, Fungi, Ascomycota, Pichiomycetes, Pichiales, Pichiaceae. The record is from RefSeq and is a predicted model, not a curated record. The transcript has a single exon. The coding region runs from base 1 to 618 and encodes 205 amino acids.
AUGUCGUCGCGUUUGAGGAGAGUGUUGAAGAACUAUGAUACUGCCGGAAACACCGGUGAGCCGGUAUAUCUGGACAACGAUGCUCAGUCGCGCCUCAUUGCAGAACUGAAGAGCACACAGCCGUUUGGUAUGGGAGGCGAGUUAACUGAUUCGGGAAAGAUUAUUAUCAAGGCGUCAAAAGCGGCUCAGUUACUGUUCGUCCUGCUGAACUUGUUGCUUGUUACUGUUCCUGUUUACAGGAAGGGAGUCAAUGCCAUUUACAGUUCUGCCUCGUGUCUGUCUAUGCUAACAUCAGCAUUGAUGAUCCAAAUACACUUUUUGAACAGAUCGAGCGAGCAAAGUCUCGCAAGCAAAAUGGUGAAUGAGAGACUGAUGCCCGUUCUGGUUUCACAUGGUGUUGAUGACCGCAAGCUCACCAAAUUCAACUAUGUUCUUUCAACCUUCAUACUCGUUUCUAAGGCUAGGACUCUGUUUUCAGAGUUUGUGCCGUCCGAGUGUGUGUAUUUGUUGCCAUUUAUGUUUGUAUAUGGAAUUCACUCGACUGCAAAUGACAUUGAAAUAAUAGACAAGGGAAUCAAGAGUUUAGAGCGGGCUAGAUAUGACUAUAAGGAAGCCUGA